AUGCAUCGUGUGGACGCCCUUUUAUCAACCACGCACCACCCUACACUCAACCUACGGCAUGCAGGGGACUUUGGAGGGGAGCGGGUGGGUGCAGCAGGUGGCGGUGGUGGUGAGAGCCAUGAUGGGGGCUGUAGGCGCGCAGGGGACUUUGGAGAGGAGCAGGUGCAGCUGGUGCGGCAGGUGGCGGCAGUGAAGGCCAUGAUGGGCGCUGUGGGCGCGCAGGUGGAGGUGGCAGUCAUCCUCGGCAACCAUGACGCCUGGUUCCACAUGUUCAGAAAAGAGAGUGCGCCACUGGUGGACGCAGUGGAUAAGCUCACUCAGCAGCUUGAAGCCCUAGGCAGUUUACACGUGGGGUACGGGCGGGUGGACCUCCCCCAGUGGCGCCUGUCCAUCGUGGGAGCGCGCCCCUUCUCCUACGGCCCCUCCAGCUGGGCUAAGAGCUUCUACCGCGCCAGAGGUUCCAAGGUGCAGAGAGGUUCCAAGGUGCAGAGAGGUUCCAAGGUGCAGAGAGGUUCCAAGGUGCAGAGAGGUUCCAAGGUGCAGAGAGGUUCCAAGGUGCAGAGAGGUUCCAAGGCUCAGAGAGGUUCCAAGGUGCAGAGAGGUUCCAAGGUGCAGAGAGGUUCCAAGGUGCAGAGAGGUUCCAAGGUGCAGAGAGGUUCCAAGGUCCAGAGAGUUUCCAAGGUGCAGAGAGGUUCCAAGGUGCAGAGAGGUUCCAAGGUGCAGAGAGGUUCCAAGGUGCAGAGAGGUUCCAAGGUGCAGAGAGGUUCCAAAGUGCAGAGAGGUUCCAAGGUGCAGAGAGGUUCCAAGGUGCAGAGAGGUUCCAAGGUGCAGAGAGGUUCCAAGGUGCAGAGAGGUUCCAAGGUGCAGAGAGGUUCCAAGGUGCAGAGAGGUUCCAAGGUUCAGAGAGGUUCCAAGGUGCAGAGAGGUUCCAAGGUGCAGAGAGGUUCCAAGGUGCAGAGAGGUUCCAAGGUGCCGAGAGGUUCCAAGGUGCAGAGAGGUUCCAAGGUGCAGAGAGGUUCCAAGGUGCAGAGAGGUUCCAAGGUGCAGAGAGGUUCCAAGGUGCAGAGGUUCCAAGGUGCAGAGAGGUUCCAAGGUGCAGAGAGGUUCCAAGGUGCAGAGAGGUUCCAAGGUGCAGAGAGAUUCCAAGGUGCAGAGAGAUUCCAAGGUGCAGACUACAGAGAGGUUACAGUGGGGAACGCAGGGAGGAGGUGUGGAGUGCGCACCAUGAACGCCAGCACGGCAAAGAUCACAGAGACCAUCCGAGCAGCACCGGAGUCCCACAGCGUUGUCGUUCUCGCACACAAUGGGCCUGCAGGCCUGGGCUCCCACCCGUGGGACAUAUGUGGCAAGGACUUCCCCUCCAAGGGGCUGCCACCGGGGGGCGACUUCGGGGAUGAAGAUCUAUCCAGCGCUGUUACAGCAUCGCUGGAAGACGGGCGGCACAUCCCACUGGUGGUGUUUGGCCACAUGCACCGCGACCUCUUCCCCUUCAACUACCGCUCGCGCUCCAACCGCCUCACCACCCCUCACAUCGCACCCACGCGGCAAGGGGAGGUUGUCACCCAGCGCCGCAUGGCUGCUGUUCUGCUGCACCUUGCCUCUCCGCUGCCCACCUCUGCCACCUCCCCUCUAGCCGCUGCCACUCCCCAUCCUGUACUCUCUAUGCCUGUUGCUGGUAGCGCGCCUCUUGUUGCUCCCUCCAAUAGUUCUGACAGCACCCACACCACCGCCCAUGCCAGCAGCCACACCGUGUUUCUCAACGCAGCAGUUGUGCCUCGGAUAGUCUCUCUUGACGAGGAGCAUUUCACCCGAACCUCUGGGCCAGGCUUGGCAGUCUACCCCGCUCUUGGUUCGGAGCCGCUUGACCCAACACCAAGGCUAUUACCGCCGUACUGGAAAGGAAUGGGAGGGAAUUGGGGAGCAGGCGGAGAAGAAGCGGACUGUGGGGCGGAGGGUGUGUCUGCAGGAGUGUGUAGAGGGAUGGAAGGGUUAGGGAUGGGUGCUGCGAGGGAUGAGAAGGGAGGGAGAGAGGUGCAGGUGGAGGCACAAGCAGGUCGUGUGGGAGGUGGCGCCUCACCUGCUGAGAUGGUAUCACAACGAGUGGAGGACGCGCUUCCAGUGGCUGGUGUGGGGGAUGGAGAUGGGGAGUUGCGUGGGGAAGUGUGUGGGGAGGGGUGUGGUGAGAAAGGAAGAGGGGAAACAGGAGGGGCAGCAGAAGCAGUGGUAUGGGAGGAUGAGGUGCGGUGGGAGGGGGUGGAUGGUGUUGCGGUGGAAGGAGGCGUGGGGGAGAGGGAUGCGGGUGCAGCCCCGUCGCUGCACCACUUUGUGCUGGCUCACCUGGCGGUGCAGGGAGCAGUGGAGCAGGGACAGGCAAAUCAGGGUCCAGUGGGGCAGGGCUCAUUGGGACAGGAAUCUGUGCCACCUGCAUUGGCUGACUCUGUGGCGGCAGCUCUUGCUGACGGUGACUGGGAAGGGCAGUAUGUGGAUGGUGGGGCAGGCCGGUGGGUGUGUGUGGGGGCAGAGGACGUGUGGGUGAAGGUGGAUGAGCGGACGGGCAGUGGUGGGAGGAGGGGAGUGGUGGCAUGCUUGCACAGGAAAGACGGGAGGUGA
Molecule: messenger RNA, 2610 nt
Organism: Closterium sp. NIES-65
Lineage: Eukaryota; Viridiplantae; Streptophyta; Zygnematophyceae; Desmidiales; Closteriaceae
Source: the annotation of a GenBank genome assembly